AUGCGUUUCUCUUCAGUCUUCACAGCCGUAUCGCUGCUGGGCCUGUCAGCUGCCGCUGUCCUGCCCCGUCAGGAUGAAGCCUAUGCUGGAUACCUUCUUUCUACAUUUACAGACGCGAAUCCAUCGGUCUUCUGGUAUCUCGCUGAUGCCUCUGACCCGCUGGCCUUUACGCCACUGAAUGGGGGCGAUCCGGUGCUUGCAUCCACACUUGGUACAAAGGGGGUGCGAGAUAUAUUCUUGACAUCAAACGAGGAUAGGUCGGAAUAUACCAUAAUCGCUACUGACCUCGACAUCAACGCCGCCGGCUUUUCCUGGGACCAAGCAACAAGACAAGGAAGCCGUGGCCUUAUUAUCUGGAAAUCAGAGAACCUGGUAGACUGGUCGGAACCGACGUUAUCCAUCACCAGAAUCGAAGACCCCACAGCCGGAAUGGCCUGGGCGCCCUCGGUCGUCUACAACACCACCGAAUCGCAGUACUACCUCUUCUGGGCCUCACGCCUGUACGCCGAAGACGACACUGAACACACAGGGGACGCAUCUCUCGAUCGAAUCCGCUACGCCACAACAACCGACUUCACAACCUUCAGCACCCCCGCUGACUACGUCGCCCUGGAUAGCGAGAACGUCCCCCUCAUCGACCAGGAAUUCCUCUACCUCGGCACACCAGGCCACUAUGCGCGCUUCCUCAAAGAUGAGAACCCGACAUACGUGUACCAGGAAACCACCGAGGGCGGGCUAUUCGGGGAGUGGACGCGGAACGGCGAGUAUAUAGCCGAGACUGUGUAUGAGGGCCCUGCUGCGUUUCCUGAUGUUAAUGUUGACGGGACGUAUUAUCUCCUCUUGGAUAAUUAUGAGGAAUAUGUACCGUUUCGGACGACGGAUAUCGGCUCUGGUGCGUGGGAGCAGGUUACUGGGUCCGGGCUGCCUGGGGGGUUGAAGCAUGGGAAUGUGUUUUUGUUGACCCAGGCGGAGCUUGAUGCUGUUAAGGAGCGCUAUGGAUCUUAA
This is a messenger RNA of Aspergillus versicolor CBS 583.65, 1005 nucleotides long. Its product is annotated as glycoside hydrolase family 43 protein. NCBI's taxonomy places the organism in Eukaryota, Fungi, Ascomycota, Eurotiomycetes, Eurotiales, Aspergillaceae. The record is from RefSeq and is a predicted model, not a curated record. Bases 1 to 1005 code for a protein of 334 amino acids. The transcript has 3 exons.